Tarenaya hassleriana is the source of this 2580-nucleotide messenger RNA. RefSeq names its product beta-galactosidase 7. Gene Ontology annotation, cellular component: cell wall; vacuole. The record is from RefSeq and is a predicted model, not a curated record. The coding region runs from base 15 to 2483 and encodes 822 amino acids. Lineage: Eukaryota; Viridiplantae; Streptophyta; Magnoliopsida; Brassicales; Cleomaceae. Gene Ontology annotation, biological process: carbohydrate metabolic process. The transcript is spliced from 15 exons. Gene Ontology annotation, molecular function: carbohydrate binding; beta-galactosidase activity.
ACAAAGCAUAAAACAUGAAACACUUCACUUCUUCUGUCUUGUCCUUCUUGCUUGUCGUAUUCUUCAUUUCUUCUGCUCAUUCGACCAUCGUCUCUCACGACGAACGGGCAAUCACCAUUGAUGGACAGCGCAGAAUUCUCAUCUCCGGUUCAAUUCAUUACCCACGAAGCACCGCCGACAUGUGGCCGGAUUUGAUAAACAAAGCCAAAGACGGGGGACUAGACGCGAUCGAGACGUACGUUUUCUGGAACGCCCACGAACCUGCUCGCAGGCAAUACGAGUUCUCCGGCAAUCUCGAUCUCGUCCGGUUCAUCAAGACCGUCCAAGACGCCGGUCUCUACGCCGUUCUCCGCAUCGGACCGUACGUUUGUGCGGAGUGGAAUUACGGUGGAUUCCCGAUGUGGUUGCACAACAUGAACAGCGUGGAAUUCAGAACCACCAACACCGAUUUCAUGAACGAAAUGCAAAACUUCACAACUUUGAUAGUAGACAUGAUGAAGCGUGAGAAUCUCUUUGCUGCACAAGGCGGUCCAAUCAUUCUUGCUCAGAUCGAGAAUGAGUACGGGAACGUGAUAGAUUCCUAUGGAGCAGCGGGUAAGGCUUACAUCGACUGGUGUUCUAACAUGGCGGACUCUCUAGAUAUCGGUGUUCCGUGGAUUAUGUGCCAAGAAAAGGAUGCUCCCGAACCUAUGAUCGAAACGUGCAACGGAUUCUAUUGUCAUGAUUACAAACCGACAAACCCGAGCAACCCGAAAAUGUGGACCGAAAACUGGACCGGUUGGUUCAAGAACUGGGGAGGGAAACACCCUUUCAGAACAGCCGAAGAUCUUUCCUACGCCGUCGCUCGCUUCUUCCAAACCGGUGGAACCUUCCAGAACUAUUACAUGUACCACGGUGGUACCAACUUUGGAAGAACAGCAGGAGGUCCAUACAUAACUACUUCAUACGAUUACCAUGCUCCUCUCGAUGAAUUCGGUAACUUGAACCAACCGAAAUGGGGACACUUGAAACAGCUCCACAACGUGUUGAAAUCGAUGGAGAAGUCUCUCACUUACGGAAACAUAUCCGAUAUCGACUUCGGAAACGACGUAACGGCGACGAUUUACGCGAUGAAAGAAGGGUCGAGCUGCUUUAUCAGCAACUCUAACACGACGGCCGAUGCAUUGGUGAGCUUCCAAGGGAAUCAGUACAGCGUCCCGGCUUGGUCGGUCAGCGUUCUUCCCGACUGCAAGAACGUGGCUUACAACACCGCAAAGGUGAACACUCAAGAAUCGGUUAUGGCUACUCAAGAUGCCGAUGUUGGCGGGAUUCGAUGGAGCUGGAGGCCCGAGAUCGCGGAGCAAACCAUCGUUAAAGGCAAAGGAGACGUGGUUGCGGAUUACCUGUUCGAUCAGAAAGACUUUGCUAAUGAUGCUAGUGACUAUCUUUGGUACAUGACCAGGGUUCGUCUCGAAAAGGAUGACCCGAUCUGGAGCCGCAACAUGAGUCUUCGUGUACAUAGCAACGCUCACGUUCUUCAUGCUUACGUCAAUGGAAAACACGUUGGUACCCAUUUCGUGGAAGACGGAAAAUAUGACUACGAUUUCGAGAAAAGCAUCGAACUUGCUCCCGGGACUAACCGUAUAGCGCUGCUCAGUGUCACCGUUGGAUUCCAGAACUAUGGACCGUUCUUUGAGAAGAGUCCGGCCGGAAUCAAUGGUCCGGUGAUGAUAGUCGGAUACAAAGGCGAUGAGAGAAUCGAAAAAGAUCUUUCGGCGCAUCCGUGGGAAUACAAGGUCGGAUUAAACGGUGUUGAGAGCAAAGUUUUCAGCCCAGAUUCUGGCAGCAACUUCAAAUGGUCGACAGAAAAACUCCCCACAUCCAGAAUGCUCACAUGGUACAAGACAUCGUUCAAGACUCCUUCUGGAAGCGAUCCAGUGGUUGUGGACCUUCACGGACUCGGAAAAGGUGAGGCAUGGAUCAAUGGUAAGAGCAUUGGACGGUACUGGCCGAGUUUCAAAGCUUCGGACGAUGGCUGCAGUGACGAAUGCGAUUAUCGUGGCCCUUACGACAGCAACAAAUGCACAUUUAAAUGUGGCGAACCGACUCAAACACUGUACCACGUUCCACGAGCAUUCCUCAACGAGAACGGUGAAAACGUUCUCGCACUCCUCGAAGAAAUGGGUGGAGAUCCGACAAUGGCGAGCUUCAAGACGAUGAGUGUGGGUUCAGUCUGUGCAAAGGCUGAUGAGAACAACGUGAUCGAGCUUUCAUGCAAUGGCAAGAAGAUCUCAGAUAUUAAGUUCGUUAAUUUCGGUAAUCCAACAGGGAAGUGUGGGUCGUUUGCAAAAGGAACAUGUGAAGGAGAUAAAGAUGCUCUGAAACUUGUCACCGAGGAAUGUAUCGGAAAAAUGACAUGUCAACUCGAAGCCUCUUCCAAGAUGUUUGGAGCUGCAGAUUGUGGAGAUUCGGUAAAGAGUUUAGUCGUUGAAGCUGUAUGUUAAGUUUUUUUAUUUGAUUAUCUUUGGAUUUUUUUGACUUUUUGCAUCAAGAUUGUAAUAAACUAGGAUUAUGGAAGUAAGUUUAUGUUAAUUAAUAAAA